CGCUUCUACCCACGCAUCGCGGCCUUCAAGCAGGCCUGAGAGAAAAGCCCAUGCACUGCUGGCAACCCUGGACCACUAGCAAACGCCGACCCGCCGCUAUAUUACAGAUGCCGAGGGCGGAGGCUGGAAACAUACGCAACUACCGCGGUUUCUGGGCCUCCUCACCCGCCAGCUCCCGCUACCAAAGAAUACGUGCCCGACGGGCAGCAGCCUCCCGUUCGCAGCCCGCGCACCCCCCCGGGGCGGGCAGCGCAGCUCCACCCCCGACGCCGCCCGCACGGCGCCGACACUGCCCGCGCAUGCGCGGCCUCGCCGGGGUUUCCGGUAACGACGCGGGAGGCGCUGGCGGCGCGGCAGGGAGCAGGGUGAAGGGUGCGGGAGCAGCGGUGAUGGACGCCGCGGGGCUUGCGGCCGCCGUGGUCCUGUCCAGCCUGCUGCUCGUGCUGCCCCUACGCUGUGUAGGCCAAACUAAUCUGAGGAGUCCAGAGGAUAUUCAGGUCUAUGCUGUAGAUAAAAAUUUCACUCUAAGGUGGAACUACACUGGGAGUGAUGCCAACGUGACAUUUUCAGCAGAAUACCAGUGGUUUACAGAUUUUCAGACAAAAGUAACAGAAUGGAAGGAGUUGCCUGGGUGUCAAAAUGUUACUCGCACAGAAUGUGACUUUUCCUCAGCCAUAACCCAAUACUACAAUGAGCAUCGUGUGCGUGUAAGGGCUGAGAGAAGGGGAGAAGUGUCUCCAUGGUCUAGCAUUUUUGAAAUGGUUCCAUAUUUUAUAGCUCAGAUCAGUCCCCCAGGAAUAGAGUUGCAGUCCACAAAUGGAGUCAUAAAAGUUAAAGUUUCUCCGCCAGAAGCAGAUCAGGUCCAAAAAAUGUGGAUAAGUGAUAUACAUUUUAAAUAUAAUGCAGUUAUCUGGGAAAAUUCCUCAAAUGCAGUGUCCAGAAGUCAAAGUAUUUUUCCUACUGAUGUAAUUGAUGAUCUUGCUCCAGACACCACUUACUGUUUGAAAGUUCAAGCAACUAUUCCUUUGGACUUGAAAGAAGGAUUAUUCAGUCCCAUUCAAUGUGUCAAAACCACCCGUAAAGUGAAUGACCUACUUUGUGCAACAAAUGUGAGCGUUCUUGCUGUGAACAUGAAAUUUUAUCUACAUUGGAGGAAUCGGUAUAAACAACAUACAAGCUACAACGUGCAGUGUCUCACUGGGUAUCUAAAGAAGCUUCAUGAUGAUUACUCAGUGAAGUGGUUCAAUGUACCUGGAUGUGAAAACAUCACUGACACACAAUGCGAUUUAUCACCUGUUAUCACUGCUACUUCUGGAUUUUAUUAUAUCCGUGUGCAGGCCAUGAGUGAAUAUAAUAGAUCAUGUUUGUCUAAUGAAGUAAAAGUAGAUCCUCUGAUAACAAAUGAAAUAGGCCCCCCUGGUGUAAAGCUGGACAUCAAUGAUGUUUUCCUCCACAUCCAAAUUUCUCCUCCAGGAGGACCUGAGAGUGAAGUCUGGAGGGAUCAUUAUGACUUGUCCUACAGGAUUCUGUAUUGGAAGAAUUCGUCUAAUAAUGAGGAGGAAAUCAAAGUUAAAGAGAUAAAACAGACAAUAGGGUCAGUUUCUGAUCUAACACCUUCAACUUUGUACUGUGUAAAAGUACAAGCACUCUCAAGAGUUUACAACAAAAGCAGUCCUUACAGCAAAGAGGAAUGCAUCGAAACACCCAGAGAUAAACUUUUACCUCUGAUCAUUCUAGCAACAUUUGUAUCUGCACUGAUUGCUGUCUUGGUUUUGGCCACGCUGCUUGUUUUUGCCCUGUAUCAAGCCUACAAUAAAAUCAAAUACGUCUUCUUUCCAUCAUGCCAACCUCCUUUGAACAUAGAGGGUUUUACAGGACAGCUCUUCAGGAGUCCUUAUUUGCCAACUAGAGAAGAACCAAUAGAAAACUGUUCUAUAAUAGAGACUAUCAUAACAGAAGAAGCAAACCAAAUUGAUUUUAAAGACUAUAAGCAUUCUAAACAGAGCAGUCGAGAUUCAGGAAAUUACUCUAACGAUGACGAUAAUUCAGGGAACAAAACAUCAGAAGAAACACAAGAAAAGGAAAUGGUAUGAAUUUUAAGAAAAUAAGAUUUGUACAUGGAGCUGGAAGCAUAAUAAACACUUCACUUUUUUUAUUGUGAAAGUCAUUGCCAGGAGGACAUUGUGACUUUGAAAUCUUUGUCUUCAGAUUUCCAAACCUGCACUUUAUUAGCAGGAAGUUACAUAGCCUCUUUGCUGCAAGCUGCCUGAAGUUAAAACACAAUUGACUUCUUGUACCUUACGCCAUUUUGACUGUCUUUUCAUCACGUGGUACAAAGAAUAUCAUCUGUGUAAAGGGAAGUGAAUCUGGAUACUUCAUAUACUUGAACCCACUACCCUCAGCAAAAUCCUGCUCUGCUUGCCAGAAGAGUUUCUUGCUGUCUUAGAGGUGCCAGUAUGUACUGUGACAGAAGCCUUAAAUUCCUGUAUUGAACCUUACAAUGUUUACACAGGCAGAAGGAAAUAGUUGCUGUACAUAAUUUAAAGAACUUUUCUGACAUUCUCUUCCAAGCUCCCUUGGGGCAGUGCUUUUUGACCCAGCAGGUGCAGAGUAAAAGAUGCAGAGAGAUGGUAUGAGGUGGCUCCUUGGUGAGGUGGCUCUCCUGAGCCUCCUUGUAGAAUUCCGUGUAGCUGUGGCUUCAGGAUGCUCCCAGUGCCCGCUUGCCUGUUCACAUACCUGUAUGCCUGCAUCACGGUGCUCUUCAUUCACAGCACUCUGGUAAUCUGGGCAUGGAUGGGGAGGGAAGAAGACAGGAAGGAGGUUCACUUUACUGUAAAGAAAAAUUUCAUACUGAAAGCUCUUUGUAAAUAGAGGUUAGAUCAAAUUGUUCUGCACUGCAUUUAGGAUAAAAAACAACAAAGGUCCAAACUAGAUGUAUGCUGCGGGAAGAAGCUAAAUAAUACUGUAAUGACAAGGCAUGUUAAGAGGCAUAUAUGUAAUCAAUAUUUUUUUCCAUGGCUAAAUAACCAGGAGUGUAAGAUAUUUACUUCUAAUGGAAUUGUAUUUAGAGAUGGGAAUCUCUUAACAAGGAAAAAACUUCCUCUGUAAUUGGAAGGACCCAUCAAAGUAGAGAAAAUGCCUUUUAACAAAUGCUGAAGAUGCUUGUCAUUCAGAGCUUUUUCAGCUUAGCCUCAUUUUGCCAACAGUACAAAUUAUGUGGAUAUGCUGCAGUAAUGUUUCAAUUUACAUACCAGAUUCUUCCUAUGAUGUAACCUUUCUGAGUAGCUUUUUUUAAUGAAGAAAUUGGUUUAGAGUAAACUGGUUUGGAGCUUCACGUGGGCUAUUGUUUGUUGUAACAAGCAACUGUUGGGUCUCUUUAAUUUUGAAGAUGUGAUCUAAUUUUAUAAAUUUUAUGUCCCUUUGUUCAUUGAAGAACAUAUUAAUAAAUUUUGCACAUUUACAUCUA
Colius striatus (speckled mousebird) is the source of this 3466-nucleotide messenger RNA. It is a transcript of the gene IFNAR1, whose product is annotated as interferon alpha and beta receptor subunit 1. NCBI's taxonomy places the organism in Eukaryota, Metazoa, Chordata, Aves, Coliiformes, Coliidae. The record is from RefSeq and is a predicted model, not a curated record. The coding region runs from base 51 to 2093 and encodes 680 amino acids. Gene Ontology annotation, molecular function: protein binding. The transcript has 11 exons.